UUGAAUUGAAUUGAUAUACAGCAUGUCAUGUAUGAACAAGUACUUGAGAGUUCUUUUUUAUUAAUGUACCUCAGUGUGUAGCAUUGCGGUUUAUGGGACCGCAAAAACAGAAGUGUGAAGUCCUAAAUGAAGGAGUUUGUUUUUUUGUGGUGUAGUGUUGGAACAUAACAACUGACCUAUUGGUGGGAAAUAUUGUGGAGGUAUUUUGAAAGAAGGACUCAUACCUGUUAGUUUUACCAUUUUACUAUUACAGGCUAGGUGUAUAGGAAGCAAUGGUGAAAAUGUUUUCUUGUUUUGAGUGGGGACAGCACCCAGUAGCCCACAUACUACUUUUUCUUUUUCAUGUUGUAUGUGUAGGUGUGUCUGUAUGUGUGUGUUUGCUCUCAAUUGAAAUAAGGUUGGAGAAAGUUUGUGACAUUUAAAUAAUCCAGGAGAACACAGACUGGUUGGUUGGGGAUGUCCCAUGGAACAUGAAACCAAAAACAGAAAUGGAAAUAGACCCUCUCGCUCUCAUCUCUUACUGCUGUCUUCACAAAAGGCAACUUUCACUACUGUUUUCAUGCUGAGUCUCAUCCUCAUAAGUGGAUUUCCACUUCAAAUGCUGCUAUAUUAUUCUAUCAAAACAACAUCUUAUCCUUACAAAAAUUGUAGUUUGAUUUUGACUUUUUCUUUAGCAAAACAGAAUCUUUCCAAAACCAAGUCUGAGCAAGCACAAACAUGACAGUUUGUCACAAGAAGUCAUACUUUGCUGCAAAGCAAGUGAAGAAUGUUCUCAGUGAGCCAGUUUGUAUACUUCAGAAUAUUUGCUCAUCAUGGUAAUAGAAACGUAUCAAAUUCAAACACAUAGUGGCUGAAACAUCAGAGCACAUGAACAGAAACUACCGACCCUCAUUUAUGGCCACAAGCUGUGGUAAGACUAAGAUCACUGACACAAGCAGUGCAAAGGAAAGUCUUUCCACAAGCGUCUGAGCUCAGCCUUAGAGAGAGUAAUAUAAAAAGGGGAAAUUAUAAAACUUCAAAAAGAUUCAAAAACUAGACACAAAAACCAAUCUGUACAGGCAGAUUUUUAAUAACUUUCAAGUCGGGGAACUCACUGAAAAGAGUGGAGUCUCCCUAAAAACUCUGACAUAAAAUAAUAAUAAUAAUCAUUUAAAAUACUCUUACAUUGGGGAUUGUAAUGGAAGCCUCAUUUUGCUAUGUAGGGCUUAGGUCUUAAUACAACUCAAAAACGCAUGCUAUAUAACUAUACACCACUUAGAGAAAGAUGAGGAUUGGUCUUUAGAGAGGGCUCAGAGAACUCUGGUUGAGUUAGUUUGAGCAUCUGACUAAGUUUCUCCUUUGCUGCCUUUUAGGUGUCAAACUAUGAGGCGACCUUGGGAAGGACCCAGAGAUGAGCAGUUCUGCCUCUUGGUUGGCUUGGUUGGUGCCACUGGUGUCUUCCUCAAACGAGCUGGAGAAGCAUAUGAUGGAAAGGGAGAAAAAUCUGCAUCAGACAGGGAUGCAUUGAAAGGUCCCUCCCUGGUCGGAUGCAAAUCAACACGUAUUCCAAAGAAGGACUUCAGCAGCCUGAGAAUGGGGGAUCAGCCAAGGUCGUCUUAUAGGCACCUGCUGCUGCAGGCUUGGUGCAGUCUCCUCACCGUGGCCAUGGUGAUUAUGGCUGUACAUCUCGCUACAAUGAAUCAGAAGCCAGCAGAGGUUGGAGUCCCUACACCAGAGACCAUCAACUCAACUCAUUCAGGUCACAUACAAAGGCAGACUCAGGAACCUUUUAAGUCAGGAAGCUCUCACCCAUUCAUCCAGAUUUCCCACCAUAAUGGACGUCCGUCUGUAGAUUCUGUUUCGAAACAAAAUCGAAACAAAACCCUUACCCUGUGUGGAACGUCCAUCAUCGUCCAGGAAAACGGGACCUACUUCUUUUACGCCCAGGUGACCUUCAGGGAAGAUUCACGGGAGAGACGUGUGUUUGUGGAAAGAACUGGCUUUCAUGAUAAGAAAACUAAGACACUGGCUAAGGGCAUCUACCCGGCCUCAUCAGAGAACUCAGUGUGGUUGGCCAAGAUUGUCAAACUUAGACCGUUGGACAGUGUCAGCAUAAACAUAACAGGUGAAAUUCUAAAUGACGAUACCUACUGGGGUGUCAUCAAGCUUCAAUAGAACUGGAGGUCUGGUUGGACUGGUAUGUUACUUGUGGCCCUAAAUAAACAAGUUAGAAUAAAAGCAAACUGGAUUUUUGAGCUAGAUAUUUAAAUUGGAAAUAUUCUGCUCAUCUCCAGCUGCAUAUUUUUAUUCUUGGACUCACGUUUUUAAACAAAGUUUAUUUUUUAUUUUGUAAAUUAUUUGUUUUAGCCAUUUAGCGCCAUUCACUUCUGUCCAAUAAUAAGUGGUUUGUGAGCGCCCUCUGCUGCACCACCAUCUGAACUGCAGACAGUUUUUGUACAGCGAUAGGAAGAUUCCCUCUGUCACCCCUGAUAUGCUCAUAUUAGGAAUGACUGCCUUAUAUCACGUCACACUGACCCCCAAUAGAAUGUAAUACACGGAAUAAUUAUACAUAUUCUGACCUCAUUUUUUUUUUAAAAAACACUGGUAAUGUUUAACAUGUUUAAACUAUAUAUAAAUAUAUAUAAAAGGAAAAGGAAUGGGUCCCCUUUAACUCUCACAAUAUAAAAAAAUACUGCAAGGAUUUGAUCAUGGUCUACAAUUAUUAAAGACUCUGUGGCUAACAUGGAACACUACAAUAAAGAAAAAAAACUCCAUUAUGCAGGUUUUAAUAUAGACUUUACUAACUGGCACCUCGUACUCUUGAUAGGCCACAUCUUCAUAGUAAAUAAAGGUCAAACAAUCGUAUACUGCAUCAGUCCAACCUGAACAGAGUUUUAAAAAUGCCAGCUGGUUCUGAGUUGUUUUUGAAUUUUUAGGCCGACAUGAAUGUAAACUGUGAAAGUCAUUGGAAUAAUUAUGUUCCUUUUCACUGUUAUGUGCUUCUGUAAUUUAUGUAAUUGAGUAUUCUAUUUUGGUUGUUGAAUUCUGCAUAUAGACGUUUAAUAAAGAUUAUUGUA
Molecule: messenger RNA, 3056 nt
Organism: Haplochromis burtoni (Burton's mouthbrooder)
Lineage: Eukaryota; Metazoa; Chordata; Actinopteri; Cichliformes; Cichlidae
Exons: 5
Coding region: 1363-2154 (263 amino acids)
Biological process (GO): immune response
Cellular component (GO): membrane
Molecular function (GO): tumor necrosis factor receptor binding
Source: RefSeq, a predicted model, not a curated record